GAAAUCCUCUCUGUACUCCCCAGCAAAUUCGGUAACGCCAAUGGGUUUCCAAGCCACGUAGAGCGACCAGAGGCGGCGUCGGAUUCCAAGCCCAACCCUUAUCCAAAUUUAAUCUAUUCUCUCAAUUCCAUGUGUGCCACUGCAUGCUCUCCUGUUUUUCCCAAAAACCCCUAAUUCACUCUUUUUCCUUUUGAAGCCUAUAAAAAUUGCAAAAAUCAGCAUUUGGGUUGUGUCCCUAUUUGCAUUUCCUCGUGUUGCCUGAGCAAUCUCUAGGGUUUUUUCAACGUGGGUUUUCUGGGGUUUAAAGCAAUGGCGGCUUCAUCUUUUUCUCAGGUGUUUCAAGAAGAGCUCAAAGAUGCUGGGGAAAGGCUCCUUACGCCCCCAGCUUCCACUCCUGAGCUCCUGAUCCUUCUUGAUAAAGUAGAGCUUCUUUUAUCAAGGGUGGAGCAAGCUCCGUCCAAACGAACCUAUGAUGCUCUAUUACCCCUAAUGAAAGCGCUGAUUGCUCCGGAUCUAUUGAGGCAUUCAGAAAUCGAUGUGAAGGUUUCCGUUGCUUCCUGCAUCAAUGAAAUAACAAGAGUAACAGCACCUGAUGCGCCUUACGACGACAAACAAAUGCAGGAAAUUUUUGAACUUUCAGUAAUGGCGCUUGGAAAAUUGUCACUUGCUUCUGGUCGCUGCUAUACAAAGGCUGUAUCUAUUCUGCACAAUAUUGCAGCAGUCAGAUCAUGCUUGGUGAUGCUCGACCUUGAGUUUGAUGAGUUAAUUGUUGAGAUGUUUCAACUGUUUCUCAAUACUAUUAGGUCCGACCAUCCCCAGUCUGUAUUCUCAGAUAUAGAGAUGAUUAUGUCAUUAGUCUUAGAAGAAACCGAGGAAAUUCCUUUGGAACUUAUCAUUCCGCUGCUAAGAAGUGUGAAAAAGGGAAAUCAGAAUAUUUCGCCUACUUCUUGGAAACUGGGAGAAAAUGUUCUAAACAAGUGUGCUGAUAAACUUAGACCCUAUCUCCCACCAGCAGUACAAUUCAUGGGCUUCGAUGUUGGUGAUUUUGCUGAAAUAGUCUUUUCAAUUUGCCAGGAUGCAUCUAGAAGCGAACAUUUGAAUGGACUUCCAAUUUCUGCUACCGGACCAUCUAGCAGUGAUGAUAGUCAAUUGAAAAAGGCCUCUCAAACAAAAGGCAAGAGGAAGCGUAUUCCAGAGAAGGAAGAGGUUCCUGAAAUGGCUAAUGGUAUGGAAAAUCAUGGUGAAGAAUUGGUUGGUUGCCAGAUAAAAGUUUGGUGGCCAUUAGACCGAAGGUUCUAUGAAGGCGCUAUUUCCUCAUUUGACCCCAUCAAAAAGAAGCACAAGGUUUUAUAUGCCGAUGGUGACGAAGAAAUGUUGGAUCUCAGCACCGAACGUUGGAUGUUUGUUAGUAAAAGCAACGUCAGUGAACAAGACCAAGGGAAUGAUCUUCCAAGUUCCAAUGUGUUAUCUGAUACGAAGAUGGAUUCUGUGGAUGCUAGUUCGUUGCCCUCGCCAUCCCAUGAAAUGGACGCACACAAUCCUCUUUGGAAUUACGUUACAAUAGUAGAAAAGAAAAGCGACGGAGGGGGAAACGUUACAUGGCAGUGCAAUUUUUGUAAGGUUAUUAAAAGGGGCUCUUACACCAGGGUUCGAGGUCAUUUGUUGAAUUCUCCUUCUGCUGGGGUUAGACCUUGUGAGAAAGUUACUAGCAAAGACGUUGCGACUAUGCGGAGAUUGGAGGAUAAUAAAGCUAAAGGGAGAAAAAAUAGGAAAACAGAUUCUGCAGAUGCUAGUUCUGUGCCCUCUCCUUCGGACGUAGUAGACACAAAGAAUCCAUCCGACGACGAGGACACGAAGAAUCCAUCCAACGAAGUGGACACAAAGAAUCCAUACAAUGAAGGGGACACAAGCAAUCCUCUUUGGAGGUACGUUACGAGAUUAGAAAAGCGAAGACACGGAGGGGGAAAUGUUACUUGGCGUUGCAAUUUUUGCAAUGUUGUUAAAAAGGGCUCUUACACCAGAGUUAGAGGUCAUUUGUUGAAUUGGCAGUCUGCUGGGGUUAAACCUUGUGAGAAAGUUACGCACGAAGAUAUUGCAACCAUGCAAAGAUUGGAAAAUGAAGCUGUAGGGAGAAGGAAGUGAAUUACCUCUUUGCUCCCUUCUUGCGGGUUAUCGAGUCCCUAGAGUAGUUUUAUUGUAGAAGGUUUUCAUCCAAAAAGAAAAAAAUAUAUAUGAAAAGGCAAAAGAAGUACAAGUAGCCGAAUAUUUUUUGACAACUCAGGUAUCCGGAUGAGCUUAAUAGCUUACAUAUACCUCGGCUAAUCCUUAGCAUACCAAUACAAGUCGAGUCCAUAUGUACAUACGUCAUUGAUGGACUAUCUUUUUGGGUUUUUGUGUAGUUGCCCUUUGGAGUUCAUAAUUUUUUGUCGGACAAUCAUUUUGUUGUGUGAUCUAUUGCUGAGUAAAA
Molecule: messenger RNA, 2467 nt
Organism: Rhododendron vialii
Lineage: Eukaryota; Viridiplantae; Streptophyta; Magnoliopsida; Ericales; Ericaceae
Product: sister chromatid cohesion protein PDS5 homolog C
Exons: 12
Coding region: 310-2142 (610 amino acids)
Biological process (GO): DNA repair; mitotic sister chromatid cohesion
Cellular component (GO): chromatin; nucleus
Molecular function (GO): DNA binding
Source: RefSeq, a predicted model, not a curated record